This is a messenger RNA of Eruca vesicaria subsp. sativa (arugula), 819 nucleotides long. The record is from the annotation of a GenBank genome assembly. NCBI's taxonomy places the organism in Eukaryota, Viridiplantae, Streptophyta, Magnoliopsida, Brassicales, Brassicaceae.
CACGCACCAUCUUCAGCCCCAAUCAAACCUUCUCUCUCUCUCUCUCUCUGAGUAUUCCAUGAAACGCGUCGGAAAAUGGGAAAAUACAUAAAGAAGAAGAACAAACUCGACGGAGAAGCUACAAUAGCUUUGAUGGAUGUCUCUCCUUCUUCACUAGGCGUUCUCACUCGAGCUAAAUCCUUAGCUCUCCAACGCCGCCUUCAAAAACCCUCCUCUUCUCCUUCCCCCUCUCCUAACCCUCCGCCGUCGAAACAGAAGAUGACAGCUUGUUCCGGCGGAUCGUAUCUUCAGCUACGGAGCCGUCGGCUCCAUAAGAAGCCUCCAGUUGUCGUGAUUCGCUCAGGUAAAAGGAGAAAGCAGCAGCGGAGGAAAGAGGGUCGAAACCCUAACCCUAAUCCCCAAAAUGUUGAUUCGAUUCGUGGGUCUGUUGGUGAUGGGUCGGAUUCGGUUGCGGAGAGUGUUGUGUUUGGUAAAGACAAGGACUUUAACGGUGGAAUCUGCAAAGAGCUUGAUGGUAGUGAAAGCUUCAACAGGACCACAAGGGAAUCCACACCAUGCAGUUUGAUAAGAAAGCCGGAAUCCAUCACAAGCCCGGGGUCAUCUACGAAGUUUAGCAACGGUAUAAGUGACAACAGUAACCAAAGAGAAGAGAGUUUUUCCAGGAGCCAUCGUCACCUACCAACUACACCUGAGAUGGACGAGUUUUUCUCGGGUCCUGAAGAAGAACAGCAAAAGCAAUUCAUUGAGAAGUACAACUUUGAUCCUGUGAGCGAACAACCACUACCAGGACGGUAUGAAUGGAAGAAGGUAGAUGAUUAG